AUGAUGGAUGAUGAGGAGGCUGAUUUACGUGAACAGAUAUUUCACAAUAAUGUUCGGGAGCAAAUCAUUUUUCUUCUGUUGUUUAUAUUGCUAUAUCUUCUCUCGUUUACGUUGAUUGAGAAGUAUCGACGUCGAGACAGUGAAGAUUAUUUUACAGCUGACGAGGAGGAAGUAAAAGUUUAUCGGAUCAGUCUUUGGCUAUGUACAUUUGCUCUAGCCGUUUCAUUGGGUUCAGCACUCCUGCUGCCAGUGUCAAUAGUCAGCAAUGAAGUGCUUAUUUUGUACCCAGAUAGCUACUAUGUUAAGUGGCUCAAUAGCUCUCUUAUACAAGGACUUUGGAAUCACGUCUUUCUGUUCUCAAACCUUUCAUUGUUUGUAUUCUUGCCAUUUGCAUAUUUGUUCUCCGAGUCGUCUGGGUUCCCAGGCUGCAGGGGACUGCGUGGCCGUGUUUAUGAGACAUUCAUAGUGCUGGCAUUGCUUGGUGUGGCAAUGCUAGGCUUGGCAUAUGUGAUAUCUGCAUGGAUAGAAGGAGACCGAUCCAGUAUUGAAGCUUUGCUAAAUUUAUGGACUUACUUACCGUUCUUGUAUUCCUGCGUUUCAUUUGUUGGUGUUUUGAUGUUACUCGGUGUUGCAGAUACGAACCGG
Molecule: messenger RNA, 645 nt
Organism: Iphiclides podalirius (scarce swallowtail)
Lineage: Eukaryota; Metazoa; Arthropoda; Insecta; Lepidoptera; Papilionidae
Source: the annotation of a GenBank genome assembly